AGAUAUUCUGAACCAUGUUGAAACCAUUGUUCUCAUCCUUUUGGAGCGGAAGUAACGAGCCAGAGCCAGAGGACCCAGAGAUCCGAAUUGUCCUUUUAGGGAACCCAGAAGAUAAGAAACAGGCUUGGAACAUCAUCCUCGGCCCAGAAACAUUGGAAGCCAGCCCUGCAAGAAAGCCUCAACUGUUGGGAAUCAGGGAGUGGAAGGAAAGGAAAGUUGUCCUCAUUGACGCACCAGAGAUUUCUCAGCUCGACAAAGCCAAGAUCUCCCCUACAGAUCUCCUUCUCUCCAGACCAGGCCCUCAUGCUCUGCUCUUGGUGACCCGGCCGGAGCAGUUUAAUGAAGCAGACCAGGCAGUAAGACCAUGGAUCCAGGGAGCCUUUGGCCAGGAAGCCUUGAAGAGCACCAUCCCUGUCUUCACUGGGAAAGACACUAGAAGAAGCAUGGAGGGUGAUUUAUCAUGUUCAAACCUUAAACAAAUGAUCCAGGACCAUUACAGCUAUUACUCUAUAUUUGACAGUGAAGAAGAGCCAGGAAAAAGCCAGGCGGCGGAGGAGCUACUGGCAAAGGUUGAGGAAAUUGUGGAGAAGAACCCAGGCAGCUGUCUCUGCAUCACUAGCAUGGAUGAAAGCCUAAAAGAAAGGAAAACUAGAGGGGAAGAAGGUGUGCAAACGGACAGCGAUGUGGAAAAGGUGCAGGAUGUGAUGGAGGUUCAAGGAAUGGGGAAAGAAGGCUACCAAGAUGAGGCAGAGCCAGGAAGCCGCCACCAGAUUUCUGAGGAACCGGAGCUGCGUAUCGUCCUUGUAGGGAAGACGGGAGCCGGGAAAAGUGCGACAGGGAACACCAUCCUCGGGAAAGAGCGGUUUGACUCCAGACUUGAACUCAGCCCUGUAACCAAAUUUUGCCAGCUGAGAAUCCAGGAGUGGAAGGGGAAACGGCUUACAGUGAUGGACACGCCUGCCAUUUUUGACUCCAAGGAAUCCCAAACUUUCGAUGAGAUCGAGCGCUGCCUCCGUCUCUCCAGGCCAGGGCCCCAUGCGCUGGUGCUGGUGUCCCAACUGGGCCGCUACACAGAGGAAGACCACCAAGCAGCAAAGCGGGUCAAGGAGAUAUUUGGCCCCGAGGCACAAAACCACACCGUCGUUGUGCUUACGCACAGAGAAGACUUGCGGAGGGUAAGCCUGAAAAACUACAUCUCUGACACAGAUAACAAGCAUUUUCGGGAUCUGAUCAAGGCCUGUGGCGACCGAUACUGCGGCUUCAACAACAACGAAGUGGGAGAGGAGCAGGAAAAGCAAGCAGAGGAGCUGCUUUUUAUGAUUGAGAAGAUGGUACUGAAGAAUAAAGGCAAGCCCUACUGUAUUCCAAAACCAGAUUCAAAUGUAAAAUCACAACUAAAGAAAAGAAAAGCAGAGAGGGAAGGACAGAAGCCACACAACGCAAAGAAGAAAGGGACUGAAGUCUAAGUGCUGAGACCCAGGAUACGCGGCUGUGGUCUUUUUCCAAGCAUGAAAAGCCCUUUGCAUGUUGGGAGGAUGGCAUCCUCUCCUGCUUUCUUUCUGCUGAAAUUUUCUCUUGCGGUUUUUGCUUAUGCCUAACUACUUAAUCGUCUCAUUAACUUGUUAAUUAACUAGGCCUUUCUUUUAUAUAUAGAUUUAUUACGAUCAACUGAUGAAACAUAAUUAACUGGGGGUUUUUUUAGAAAAGAGGCCUCAUGUAUUAGGUUUCCUGACUGAUGUGACUCCCACACUUUAGUGAGCGAUUAAUUUUGAACCAUGACAUUUGUUAGAAAGAGUCCUCCUUCCUCUGGCAGAUUUAGUAAAAUCGGAAAGCCUAAAGAGAAGGAUUCGGGUUGGAGGAAAUGUACCACGUGGCUCUUUGGUUAGAGGAAGAAGUGCUGGGGAAGAGUGCUUCCGAUGGACACUUCCCAAAGAAGCUUCUGAGAUCCCCCGUUUUCUAUCCGUCUUUUGUAGAGCUGUAUUUGUGCCUUCAGCUUCACUUAAAACAAUAAAAACAAA
Sceloporus undulatus (fence lizard) is the source of this 2018-nucleotide messenger RNA. RefSeq names its product GTPase IMAP family member 8-like. The transcript is spliced from 3 exons. Lineage: Eukaryota; Metazoa; Chordata; Lepidosauria; Squamata; Phrynosomatidae. The record is from RefSeq and is a predicted model, not a curated record. Bases 15 to 1466 code for a protein of 483 amino acids. Gene Ontology annotation, molecular function: GTP binding.